This is a messenger RNA of Elgaria multicarinata webbii, 698 nucleotides long. It is a transcript of the gene ANKRD66, whose product is annotated as ankyrin repeat domain 66. Gene Ontology annotation, molecular function: protein binding. Bases 96 to 698 code for a protein of 200 amino acids. The transcript is spliced from 4 exons. Lineage: Eukaryota; Metazoa; Chordata; Lepidosauria; Squamata; Anguidae. Gene Ontology annotation, cellular component: nucleus. The record is from RefSeq and is a predicted model, not a curated record.
CAACAGACUUCAGGACUUUGUUGUCAGAAGGCAGACCUCUCUUUCUUUAUUGCAAGGACAAAAUUUGAUGUUCUAAAUCCUGUUGUCAACGGGACAUGCUUCUAAAUGUAUGCAUAGGAUUGCAGCCUGAGCAUAACCGUGUAUUAGUAGAGCACAGAAUGACGGAGCUUCAUGAAGCUGUAGCUUUGGGUGACUAUGACAUAGUGGACAAUAUCCUCAAGAGGGGGCUGUGUGACCCAAAUUGCAAAGAUAUGGAUUGGGGCGAUAGAACACCUCUCCACUGGGCGGCAGCAAAAGGACACUCAAAGACAGUAAAACUACUUGUGGAACAUGGUGCUCGUCUAUGCUUGAGAACAGAAGCAGGAUGGACCCCAGCUCAUUUUGGUGCUGAGUCAGGGAGACUAGGAGUGUUAAAGACACUUCAUACUUUACAUGCCCCUAUUGAUGCUGCAGAUCUUUAUGGGGACACACCAAGGAGAAUAGCAGAGAUCUAUGGGCACAAAGAUUGUGUCAAGUUCUUAGAAAUGGCUGAAGUAGAACACAGGGAGUAUUGCCAAAAAGCGAAAUUAAAGGGAAUUCGGCUGGAUGAGGAGGAUGAAGACUGGGAGCUUAACAAGGAAGAACUUCUGAAAAAUAAACCCUGCACGCAAAAGAAACAUGCAAAGAAAGUAUGUGGAAGAAAUGGCAAAUUAAAUUGA